AUGUCCUUCCACAGACCCUAUUCCCCUUCCCUGUCCUCCUUAUCAAGCGAAAGCCACCACACCUUACUCUACCCCACACCCUCCUCGUCCUACCGCUCUUCCUUCGCACCCCAAGAAGUGACCGGCUACGAGACUAUAUUCGACGAACUGCCUCGUUACGAAGAGAUUCAGACACGAGAAGUGCCGCCACCACCAUAUAGCGAAAUCGCACCGGAUGCGGAGUUUGGGGGAUAUGGUGGUGGUGGCGGUGGCGGGUAUGCAUGGGAAGAACAGCUAUAUGAACGUGUGGUUUUGCAUCCAUUGCCGGAGGCGGGACCGUCAAGAUAUCGUGAGGUGUAUGCUCUAGGACCCAUGGGCGGUCCGCGAGGAGCAGAUGAGAACGCUUCACGACCCAUACCUCUUUCCUCCAUGGGAAUACCACCGGGAGUACACAGGCCGCGUCCCACACUGCGAAACCUACCUUUCCGAGCGGGUUCGGAGGCGCGUCCAUAUCCCCCACGGUCCCGCUCCCAAUCUUAUGUUCUGCGGGCCAGUGAUGCGCAACUUGCUGACCUUGAGAGGCUGCGUGAAGAUGCAUGGGGUAGUGAUUCAGAGGACGGAAGGGGUUAUGAAGAUGAUUCGGAGGAGGAUGGGAGUGAGGAGGGGCUGUCGAGGAGGGAACAACGGAUGUGA
Molecule: messenger RNA, 672 nt
Organism: Parastagonospora nodorum SN15
Lineage: Eukaryota; Fungi; Ascomycota; Dothideomycetes; Pleosporales; Phaeosphaeriaceae
Exons: 2
Coding region: 1-672 (223 amino acids)
Source: RefSeq, a predicted model, not a curated record